Messenger RNA from Batrachochytrium dendrobatidis JAM81, 2988 nucleotides. RefSeq lists its product as uncharacterized. The record is from RefSeq and is a predicted model, not a curated record. The transcript is spliced from 9 exons. Gene Ontology annotation, biological process: mRNA processing. Gene Ontology annotation, molecular function: RNA binding. Gene Ontology annotation, cellular component: nucleus. Lineage: Eukaryota; Fungi; Chytridiomycota; Chytridiomycetes; Rhizophydiales. Bases 35 to 2953 code for a protein of 972 amino acids.
CAGGAUUGAUACGUUGGAUCGUACUCACAGGAUCAUGUAUAGCAAAAGUGACUUGCGUCCAAGUAGUGCCAGCGCACAUUCUAAUCAUGCAUCUGCUUCAUAUAUUCGACUUGGCACUCAACAGCCAGAAACUGCUGAUGAUGUCAAGGCAAAGGAGCGAAACAAGUACUUGCCAGUGCAUCUACAAGAGGUUAGAGAUGAACAUGGUCGAAAAAGACUUCAUGGUGCAUUCACUGGUGGCCACUCGGCAGGAUAUUACAACACUGUCGGAUCCAAAGAAGGAUGGCAGCCAUCACAGUUUAUCUCUUCUCGAUCUAAACGAGCCGAAAAGGCCCAGAUUACCCCAGAGAGCUUUAUGGACGAAGAAGACAUGGCCGAGUUUGGAGUAAAAUCGGUUGUUGCGAUGGAUACAUACGAUGCAUCUGGCGCUGUAGAUCGAGAUCGGCGGCGCAAUAUCGUAGCUAAAUCAUUAGCUGAUCAAGAUGGUUAUGGUGCAAUCGGGCCUACAGUCGAACGUAUCAUUCAAGAUCUAAUAUUACCUGCUGAAUCUUCGAUUGGGGACAAACUAAUGAGACAAAUGGGAUGGCGUGAAGGACAAGGCAUUGGACCUCGUCGAAAGCGCAAGAUUAUAGAUGAGCACGGUGAAGAUCUUUAUGCAGAGAAAUAUUUGUUUGCACCAAAGGAUACUACAAUCAAGUAUGCAAAAGCCAAAAAAAAUGUGUUUGGAAUUGGAUUUAAUCCCUAUGCGCAAGCUCAGGAGUUUCUACAUUCAAAGAAUCUCAAAGACUCAGCAUCUAUUGAUGGACAAGUCGCCAAAGGAUUUGGAGUGGGAAUUUUUGAAGAUGACGAUGACAUUAGCGCAUAUGAUGAACCGUCAAAACCUCUUGCUAUGACACUCAUUGAUGAUGAUGAGCCAACACAAUCUGGAUCUUUUGAGUCGACUAAACCUAUAAAGUUGCAGACUGUAUACGGACAAUCUAGAUUAAAACAUAGCCAACACAUUUCAUCCAGAUCGUCAUUAGAAUUAAAUACCAAGCAUUAUAAUGUUCUUGGAUUCCAUGCUGCCCGGGUUCCUUUGGUUGCACAUAAAGCGUUUGUGCCACCUAAACCACCGCAUGGUUACAUUCCAAAAAACCCUUUUGCCGAUCAAUUAGCUUUAUUACAGCCCAGUGGUAGUUCCGGAAAGCAUGCUAAUUUAACUGCAGAUCAAAGAGGCCAUAUACUAGGCGAGGAGAAUUUGAAAGGCCCUGAACGAUCUGUAUUCUCAUACAUAUCGGUCAAAGAGCAGGAUCGGCUUCAAGGCAUAAUUGAUCAGACUUCAAAAUCAAAAGCCGACUCUGCCAAGCCUGAAAAGGUAGAGUUAUUGAAUAUUCCCAAAGACGUUGCGUUGGCAGCAUUGAAAGGAUUCAUGCCUUUUGGCAAUGAUCUUCCCAAGCAAAAUCGAUAUCGUCAUUUUUUACAAGUCAAGGCAGGGCUGGAGUCUGCGUCAACCUUGUUUUCUAAUACUAUAUCCGAGUUAUCACAUGAAUUAUUAGAGUUUUCAAAAGCCGCCAUGAUAUAUCGGCCAUUAUCAUCGAUGAUGGCAUCCCGUUUCACAAGCGCUGUUGAUCAGACUGGUGUAGGGCAUCACACUGGCAAAGAAGAUAUAAAGGCAGAUCAACCCAUUUCCAAGGUUGUUUAUGGCAUCAAAACACGAACAAUGCAAGAAUGGCGACCAGAACGAUUGUUAUGCAAACGAUUUAAUGUUCCUAUGCCGCUUUAUAACUCUAAACAUGAUGUUGAAAAAGUUCAAAAUACCUCACAUAGAGUAUUGAGUGACUCACUGAUGCGUGAUCUUCGUGAGGUGGCCAGUGACCAUAAUACGAGUAAAAUGAUUGGUACCUCUUCUACAGGAUCUGUCAGCACUGUCGCUGUUGAGAACAGCCCAACGCAACUUACAACUACUGCUGAGGCUUCAAACUUGGAAAUAGAUGAUUUAGAGGUAGCUGAGCGGCCUUCGAUGGAUAUAUUCAAGGCGAUUUUUGCUGAUUCUGAUGAAGAAAGUAAUUCUGACGAGGAUGACAAAAAAACUGAUAUUAUAUUGGCCAGUACUGUACGUAGUUCUACAUCUUUGAACCCUAUUCAAUCCACUGUCCCAAUAGACUUGUUUAAGCCAGUUUUUCGAAGCAAGAAACAACGCACUUUGGCGAGCAAUUCAGAUUUUUUGCCAAGUACUCCAGCAGCCACAUCAAAAAGUCGCCCAAAAAAAUUACCUUUUACAGAUAUUUAUAUGCACGACUUGGAUGAGAAAUCAGUUGAUUCCAGCGACAUUCAAAAAAAUGGGACUUUAUUGCGUGCAGACAUGGAUUCUCAAAAACCUAUACAGACUAAUUUCCAAGCUUCUGUCAGCGCUCCUGUAGUUGAGCAUUCUCAAUGUGAUUUAAGCUUGUCAUCUCUAGAGCCUUCAUCAUUGGUACACGAAUCUCUGCCUAAGCCAGUCUCUUUGGCAAUCGCACCCACUUUUUCUACAGCUGUUAAUACCGAGACAUCUGCUAAUUUAAUUCAAAAUUGUAUGGCAGCAUGCUUGGACCAAGAAUCUGACUCGAGUUCAGACAAUCAAGACGUGUAUGGUCCAAUGCCUCCUCCUAAAAGUACUGAAUCCUGUACAUCUGAAAUGGCUCGCAUUGAACAAGACGGUGAUUGGUCCAUGUCUGCCAGUUCAAAGACACGAUCUGUUCAUAAAAAGUCAUCGCAUAAAGAUAAGUCGAAAAGGAAAAAGCACAAAAAAGACAAGGAUACCAAGUCACAUCGUAGCAGCAACAAAAGGAAAGUUCAGGAUACGAGCAGUGAGCAAGAGUAUGAGCGUGAUGGCCAAGAUUGUUUGCCACCAAACAGCCAACAUUGUAGCGAUACUGUUUUGAAAAACACUAAGCAAGCUUUUUCAGAUAGACCAUCUGCUGAAGACUUUAUGUAGUAAUAAAAUCUGACUGCAUUGUGGAUUAUACUGAA